AUGCUUACCAAUCAGGCAGAAUCUGACCUUUUCCCUAAGGUUAUUGUCAGCGAGCUGGAUCGCGAGAAGAUAAGAACCCCCCAUGACGACCCGUUGGUGGUGGAGAUGAAAAUAGCAAACCUCAGAGUAAGACAGAUUUUGAUUGAUACAGGGAGUUCAACCGAUAUCAUCAGCGCGGAUUGUUUGUCAAGAUUGAAGUUCGAUGAGAAUGACUUGGUCCCAGUCAACCAUCUCAUCAUGGGAUUUGGGGGAGGAAUAAUCCACCCAAUGGGAACUGUCACUUUACCCGUCAGGGUAGGAGACAAGGAGGCCUCCAGGACGUUGUUUGUUAAGUUCUUGGUGGUACGAGAUUUGACGGCUUACAAUGUCAUCCUCGGACGACCCACCUUGAACCACAUCAAAGCUGUUAUUGUGACUCAUCUGAUGCUAAUGAAGUUUGAGUGCGAUGGAGGGAAGAUUGGAUCAGCAGACAGCAAGAGAAUGCUACCUUACCACUCUAAAACCUUCAUCUUGGAAAGGAGAAAAACCAGAGCGGCCAAAGGCCAUAGAGGAAGGACCAACCCAGAGGGUAGAAGGCCAGAUAAGUGA
Molecule: messenger RNA, 588 nt
Organism: Beta vulgaris subsp. vulgaris (sugar beet)
Lineage: Eukaryota; Viridiplantae; Streptophyta; Magnoliopsida; Caryophyllales; Amaranthaceae
Exons: 1
Coding region: 1-588 (195 amino acids)
Source: RefSeq, a predicted model, not a curated record